Monosiga brevicollis MX1 is the source of this 2505-nucleotide messenger RNA. RefSeq lists its product as uncharacterized. NCBI's taxonomy places the organism in Eukaryota, Choanoflagellata, Craspedida, Salpingoecidae. Gene Ontology annotation, molecular function: disulfide oxidoreductase activity. Gene Ontology annotation, cellular component: membrane-bounded organelle. The record is from RefSeq and is a predicted model, not a curated record. The transcript has 2 exons. The coding region runs from base 1 to 2505 and encodes 834 amino acids.
AUGAGUGUGGGUCUGGACGUGGUUGCACUUGCGCGGCAGCUCCGGGAUUUGAAUUUCGACGAGAGCACUAUCGUGCAGAUAUGCAAACAGGAGCGUGAGGAGCAUGAGCGCAAGGAGAAGGAGGAGCGUGAGCGCAAGGAGAAGCUGAAUGAAGUGGUUGGUGCAUCAAUACCCGACCUCUCUCCCUCACUCACCCGCUGUGCAACAAUGCAAUUGUCUGGGAUGAAGGAUGGUGCAAUGCCUCUUCUCACUUGUCGGUGUCGGCGUGCUUGUCAGUGUACUUUCCUUGAGAACCAUUUCGAGGUUCCUCGAGGCCAUAACCUGUUGGAUCGUCUAGCAACCAUGUCAACCGACCAAUUUUCUCUACUGUGCUAUCGAUACCAGCAUCACCUAGUCAACAGUGACUUUCUUCAGACCUAUCUGUCCAUUACAGGGCACACUUGGGUUCGAAAGGCGUCUCCAAGUGAGGCAGCAGGCUAUUUGCCUGAGAAGCCACCUUCCGAGACUCCAAGGAUUAGUGACAUCAACAGCAAUGACAAGAUCUUUGGCAUUGUGGUGCUGCCUCCGAGCUCUCAUUACUUGGCCCUUGAGAUCGUUCAGCAAGCUGAAGCGCUGUUGUCUCCUGAUGUCGUUCUGCCUCAAGAAGGCAUCCAUACCGAUUUGAUAUCCGCAUAUUCGUGCCUCAGCCACGUGCACGCGACCCUGAGGCACGAGCCUUACUUCUCGACGGUUAUUACACCGGCUUUGCACGAGCACUUUGUCACGACUGUAGUCAGCCCUGAGCAGGAACCAGUCAGGAAGGUCGUGCGCUUUUCACACCAGGCAUCAAUCGGCAGCGGCGCCACGCACGCUGACUGGGUGGGAGUUGACUCCCAGUGGCAUCCGGUCGUCAUGGGCGAGUGCAAAAUGGAACGCAAGCACUUUGACAACUUUGGUGGCCAAGUGGGCAACGAGGUUGUGCGGCUUGGCAUCCUGCCGACGAAAUACGAUAUGCGACAGGAAAGGCAACACCUGUUCUAUCCUCUCACCAACAUCAACGUGUGUAAGGACAUUGUGACCGCCUAUCUGGUCCUGCACGUGACGCGCCCAAAGGAGGUUGAGGUGGUCGCAGACAUGUUUGACUUGCGCGAAGCAAAUAAGACAUACUUUCUGGCCUUUCUUCGACUUGGAUCCGCCAAAAUUUCGACCGACGCCAACGACCAGCGGGCUGUCUGGGCGCUUUUGACAGCCUGCAAGGAUUUUGUCACGAAUCGCCUGCCUGGUAUCAUCGAAGCCCGUCGUGGCAACAAGUUUCAGCUGCCAUCCGACUGCGAGCCCUUUCCCUGCCCGGAUCGGGGCAUGAAGGGUUGGACAUGUAGCGCCGCGUACGGGCCCAACGUGCAGGUUUACGAACGUCAGUCGGAGUCGUGGGUCAUCAAGCACUACGACUACUGGGGUCGCCGAUCUGGGGCUUUGAGCACAUGUUUGUAUCAGAUUGCUCCCACUGAUGUUCGCGAGCCGCCGUUCGAGGUGCUGGAAGCGCUUGGCGCGUUGGAAAAGACUGGCACGUUUUACAAGGCGUGGGUGGUGGACACCCUCGCGGAGGGUGUGAAGCUCCUCCGAUACCCGCGGGUGAAGACAGCUCCAUGCGGCCGCAAUGCGCACAAACAGCUGGCCAGCGUUGUUGAGCAGGUGCAAGCGUUGCACAAUUUUGGCAUUGUGCACGGCGACAUCUUGCUCCGCAACAUACUUUUUUGCAACAGCUGGCAGCUGGAGGAUUGGAUGACCAAGCCGCCAGGCUGGAAGAUGGAAGAUCAAACCAACGACGAGGAUAAAACGCCAUCCCCAAGCCGAGCGCCUUCGCAAGAAGAGAGAAAGCCCUCAGUGAAAGCAGCCUCAAUGGACGCGGCCUCAGCGGCGCCAGCGCCUACAGCGGAAGCAAAUGCGGCAACUGAAGAAGCGACAGCAGAGGAGCCGGUGGCUUUCCUGAUUGACUUUGACUUGAGUCGGAAUGAAGGCGAACAGUAUGUGUCUGGUUACAACUGCGCAGGCAGUCUCAAGAAGUUCCGUCACCCCAAAGCUCGGCAAAAUCUGCCGCUACAAAAGUCUCAUGAUGGCUAUGCAUUGGCUCGCGUGGCUGAGAGCAUUCUUGUGGCAAAUGGUGCCCGUGCGAAAUUGGUCAAGGCGUUGGAGAAGUUGCAAUUCAAUAAUGCGAUCAAAUUGUGCAAUGAGUGUACUGGCCUCGAAGAGGUGAAGAUGGCCUUCGCGGCGUCUGGUAGUCCACCGCGCUGCAAACCUCGCUCAAACUCGAACACUAGCACUUCUGCUCGCGCAACCUCGAGCACUAGCACUUCUGCUCGCGCAACCUCGAGCACUAGCACUUCUGCUCGCGCAACCUCGAGCACUAGCACUUCUGCUCGCGCAACCUCGAGCACUAGCACUUCUGCUCAUUCUUCGCAAAGUCUGUUCAAUGAUUUGUCUCCUUGCCAGCUCAAUUCGAUUGAAGAGGGCAAAACCAGCACGUGA